Molecule: messenger RNA, 2484 nt
Organism: Penicillium alfredii
Lineage: Eukaryota; Fungi; Ascomycota; Eurotiomycetes; Eurotiales; Aspergillaceae
Product: threonine/serine exporter family protein
Exons: 2
Coding region: 1-2484 (827 amino acids)
Biological process (GO): transmembrane transport
Molecular function (GO): transmembrane transporter activity
Source: RefSeq, a predicted model, not a curated record
AUGUCCGAGCAGGAGAGCAACGAGGUAUCAUCACUCAGCAGCGACAGCCACCGAUCUGGAGAACCCGAGAAGAUCAGCGAUCUGCCCAGCGAGCAAAAUGGCAGAGAAGACAAAUCCCAAGACGCCCCGCGGGCUCGCGUGCGCUUUCGAUCCAACGCCAGCUACAUGCAGGAUAUUCCGCACUACCCGCCGCCUGAGGAUGCCCGAGCCGAAUGGGAUCGGUCUCAGCGCGAGGGUCAGCCCCAUCGCCCGUCGAUGCCGUACUCGCACGAGUCGGCUGAUAUCACCGACACGCCACUGCAAGACCGUGCACCGUCCGAGCAAGCCGACGGCGUGACGGAUGAAAAGGCGGCCGAGCAGAAACCCCCCGAAAAAGAGAAAAAGCCGAUCUGGAAACUCGAACGACUGGGUCUACAGACUCUGCGGGAGGGAUGGAAAGCCACGGGGCAGGCGAUGAAACAAAAGGCGUUGCGUGUCGGAGAGCUGAUGGGCCGGCCGACGUCUGGAGGAGACGAUCUACAUCCCGGUCUGUACCGAGCCGAGUGGGCGUCCGGGGGCGAAGUGCCACUGUCGGAUGUCACGGACAACAAGCACAAGACUGAUGAAGAAAAGCGGCAGCAUCAGGGAGUCAGUAGCUCCGAGGCGCACCGGCUCGUUCGUGACUUGACCCAGGACCACUCCGCUAAGCGGCGUAAGGCCCGUGGGAAGCCGUAUCCGCAGGGAGGCACCGACAUCUCGGGUGGAGAGGACGAGUCCGGGCUUGAAUCGGGGCUGCGGUAUCGAGCUGGCGGAGGUGGGAUUCUCUCGCAGCUGAUUAAGCUGAAUGGCGGAAAUCAGCAGCAACAGGGCGGCAGUGGUAGUCUGUCUCGUUCCACAAGCCAGUCCUCUACGGAUUCCACGCCGCGUGGCCCUGCGUCUGGCGUGAGCUCAGGCGCUACGACGCCUAAAAAGGAAAAGCCGAAGUGGUAUAAGAAGCCACAGAACGGGUCCACCUUCGGGGGGAGUAUGAGCGGAGCGAGCACGCCUGUAUCCAGUGAAGUGCUUUCUGCGGCAUCUAAGCGACGUGGCAAGCAGUCCAACCGCAAGAUGCGACUGGAAGAUGAGAUCCGAGUCACGGUGCACAUUGCAGAAAUUAUCUGUCGGCAGCGCUACAUCAUGCAGCUGUGCAGAGCCUUGAUGGCGUUUGGGGCUCCGACCCACCGUCUGGAAGAAUAUAUGCAGAUGACGGCUAAGGUGCUCGAGGUCGACAGCCAGUUCUUGUAUCUGCCCGGCUGCAUGAUCAUGUCGUAUGACGAUCCGUCGACUCGCACAACGGAGGUGAAACUCGUCCGCGUGGCGCAAGGCGUGGACCUGGCGCGUUUGUCGGACACCCAUCUAAUCUAUAAAAAUGUCAUCCACGACGUUAUUGGCGUCGAAGAAGCCAUCCAGGAGCUGGACGAGGUCAUGAAAAAGAAACCGCGCUUCAACAAGUUUAUUGUCGUUAUUGUCUACGGCGUGGCCACUGCCACUGUAGGCCCAUUCGCGUUCAAUGCCAGGCCGAUUGAUAUGCCGGUCAUUUUCCUGAAUGGCUGUCUAGUUGGAGCCAUGCAGCAUGUUGCAGCGCCUCGUUCAGUGCUAUAUUCCAAUGUCUUUGAGGUAACAUCGACAGUGGUCACAUCCUUCCUGGCACGCGCCUUCGGCAGUAUUCCACGCGCCGUGGUGGAUGGAAAACGACAGUACCUGUUUUGCUUCUCGGCCAUUUCACAAGCCUCAAUUGCACUGAUCCUGCCGGGAUUCCUGGUACUUUGCAGUAGCUUAGAGCUACAGUCCCACCAAAUCAUCGCUGGCUCGAUCCGAAUGGUGUACGCGAUUAUCUUCUCUCUCUUCCUCGGGUACGGGAUCACUGUCGGUACAACAAUCUACGGUCUAAUCGACAACGGCGCAGUCUCUGCAAUCGAGUGUCCCAAAGAAGGCGCCUUUGCCAGUCCCUACGUGGCCAGAUUUCCCUUCGUGACCAUCAUGACGGUGUGGCUUUUAAUCAUCAACCAAGGCAAAUGGAAACAACUGCCGCCCAUGACCAUCAUCGCGCUGACGGGGUAUAUCACCAACUACUUCAGCACUAAGAAACUCGGCUCCAACUCGCAGGUUGCCAACACCGUCGGCGCGUUUACUAUUGGUAUCAUGGGAAACUUGUACAGUCGGCUGUGGCACGGUCAUGCGGCCACGGCGAUUCUUCCGGGUAUUUUCAUUUUGGUGCCCUCCGGACUGGCGGCGACGGGGUCUUUGAUCUCUGGCGUGCAAUCCGCAGACCAGAUUCGGCAGAAUGUCACAUCCCAUAACCAGGGUAGUUCGACGCCUGGAGCCGGGUUGGCCGCGAGUAGCUCGGUGUUUAGUUUGGGGUUUGGUAUGAUUCAGGUGGCGAUUGGGAUUACGAUUGGCUUGUUCAUUGCGGCACUGGUUGUUUACCCGUAUGGAAAGCGGCGUAGUGGACUAUUCAGUUUCUAG